Messenger RNA from Mastomys coucha (southern multimammate mouse), 537 nucleotides. RefSeq names its product translocase of inner mitochondrial membrane 8 homolog B (gene Timm8b). The record is from RefSeq and is a predicted model, not a curated record. The coding region runs from base 66 to 317 and encodes 83 amino acids. The transcript is spliced from 2 exons. NCBI's taxonomy places the organism in Eukaryota, Metazoa, Chordata, Mammalia, Rodentia, Muridae.
GGAAGGCAGAAGGCGGUGCGCUGCCACCGCGCGUGCGUACCCCAGCGAAGCGCCCGACGCUGACAAUGGCCGAGCUUGGUGAGGCGGACGAAGCGGAGCUACAACGCCUGGUGGCCGCAGAGCAGCAGAAGGCGCAGUUCACUGCGCAGGUGCAUCACUUCAUGGAAUUAUGUUGGGAUAAAUGUGUGGAGAAGCCAGGAAGUCGGCUAGACUCUCGCACUGAAAACUGCCUCUCUAGCUGUGUGGAUCGCUUCAUUGACACUACUCUUGCUAUCACUGGUCGGUUUGCCCAGAUCGUACAAAAAGGAGGGCAGUAGGCCAUACCUUAGAAUGACAGAAGACCAAAAGACUUGUUACUCAGCAGAUUGAAUGGCCAGUGGUGAAAGACUUGUCAACAUGUCAGGUUAGCAUCGGGCAGUUACAAAGUCUGUUGGUGUUAAAAAGUAACAGAGCAAAUGUUCAAAAGUGAAAUUUUAUUUAUGGGAAUUCAGUAAUUCCAACUUGUAUCACACCAGUUAAUAAAUGUUAAGUCUCCAA